Schistocerca americana (American grasshopper) is the source of this 1446-nucleotide messenger RNA. Its product is annotated as bromodomain-containing protein 4-like. The record is from RefSeq and is a predicted model, not a curated record. NCBI's taxonomy places the organism in Eukaryota, Metazoa, Arthropoda, Insecta, Orthoptera, Acrididae. Bases 1 to 1446 code for a protein of 481 amino acids. The transcript is spliced from 4 exons.
AUGGGGCACCCACAAGAUCGACAUCCAAGCGGCGACUCACACAGUGUGGACCCGACAUCUAUCAGGACUUCAUCAUCAUCUCUUUCUUCAUCCAUAGACCACCCACCCCCAUCACCAUCUUCAGUCACUAGUUCGGACUCUGACAAUCUUGUCAUUGCCACCGACAGUGACACCAGCUCUAUCUCGUCACUGGGCGAGGGACGUCUGCGGCGAAGCGGGAGGCUGCUUCAAAAACAGGAAAAAUCUGGGCAGCCCCUGCAACCCGCUAUUGCGGAAGAAAAUCAACUGCAAACGCCACCUGCCUCAGCAAAAGAAAACCCAAAACAUGUCGAAACAGCAGAACAGGUAAAUCCUGUACUGCCACAACAAUGCCAGGGCACAGAAAUCGAAAUCACAAAAUCUGAUCGCCCCCAAAAACCAACAACAGAUAUCAGUGCGAACUCAGAAAGCGCAGCACCAACGCCAAAGGCCACCCAGAUGACGUCAGAGGGCGGCAACAGGGGACAGGAGAAAACAAGUCCAGUAGCUCCCCAGGCGCAAGAGGGCCCCACGCAAAAUAGAAAUCAAAGACCUAACAGAGGUCGAAGGGUUCCCCCUAUCACUGUGUUCGAGACAAAAGGGUACACGACCUUGAUAGGGCAAAUCCAAGGAAAACUAACGGGUGCCCUCAGUUCCACAUACAAGGGUGAUAGCAUCGUCUAUCAGGCUACAAACCCAGAGGAUUUUCACUACCUCAAGCAAGAAUUCAGAAAGUGUAAUCUAGAAUUCUUUACGUAUAACGACGACCCGAAGAGUACACUGAAGGUCGUCGUUAAAAGACUGACGCUCUACUGGACCCCAGAGGACGUCAAGAAUGCACUCUCCGAGAAGGGCUUUCCGGUGCAAGACAAAAGGGAAGAACCGGCCAUAAGUGCCAACUGUAGGGGCAACCAUCCAGCCUCCUUCAGGGGCUGCCCAGAAAGACUGAAGAUCGUCCAGGCGUGGGAGCGCCAGCGAGCAUCAGCUCCCAGAAGGCAGGAACCACUUCCCAGAACGCCACUGAGAAACCCCAACCCCCCUCCAGCUCCCCCCGUGGUAGAAAUAAACCCUCCACCAUCCCCAACACCUGCCAGAGCAGAAACCACAAGCCCUCCAAACCCUGCCCAACCCCAGCGGAGUACACAACCACCCGCUCCACAACAUCAACCACGCCACGAAGAAAGCCCUACUGGCAACAGGACUUUAGCCAAGGUCGUCUCUCCCCCACAAAACAUACCCCUGCCCACCCCAACCCAACCUGAAACAGAGAAGGCAGAGACAACACCACCGCCCUCAACAUCAAAGGCCACAAAUGUACAACCACCAAGGGCCAUACCAGCCCAAGCCAUACCCACCGAAUCCGCCCAAGCCACAGCUGCACCAGCAGAUACCAACAACACUAUUAACAUCCCGUCCUUGAAGGCAUAA